AUGGCCAAUCUUUACCUGAUGCAAGCCUUGUACGCCCCGAAGCCGCCUCAUUCUACCCCUAGUCCUGCUGUUUCUGCGCUCGACGGCAUGCAGCGACAACAGACGCAGUCUGCAACCCCCGAGCAAGCCAUACAUGAACCACCUGAACCCGACUCGGAGGCCACUGCGCGCUGGAAACCGACUGGUGCCAAUGUUCAGUCAGUCGGCAUCAAGAGCGAGCUCCCGAGCUCCGACGCUGCGGACAGAUUCUUGGAAUCGCUCCCGUCUUUUCCUGGCAACAUCGCUGUCACGCCUUCUUCACCCUCGUCUAUGACACUGCCUGACGGCCUCACGUACCCAAUUGAGCGAUACCUACCACCUGCGGGACCAUACUACGACCAGAAUGCUCUCCUUCCCGUCUUUGGCCCGAUGUUCUUCAAGUACAAACCCUGUAUGAUCUGUUGGACCUGCCACCCCGCCGCAGGUUAUUCGACCACGUCUUGCGGGAAGGUAUGCAAGGUCUGCGGAACCCGCCGCCACCCUGACGAGAGCUGUUCCCUAUUCUACUGUAAUAGAGACUGGUAUCGCCAGCAGGAGAUUCCAUGCGGUCCCAACACCCUUCGAGAUCGACAAAUCCGUCCGGACAAACAAGAGCUCGCCGUCCUCUCUUAUAUCGGUGUCAUGUAUCUUGCACGCGGUCCAAACAACACUGUUCUUGUGAACCCAAGGCAUCCGAUCGUUCAAAACUUCUACAAGGACAAGCCAAGGUCGAAGGCACUGAUGCGGAAGAUAUUCGAAGCGGAACCGAGGCAUCACUCGGCGUCCAUUCCAUCGCGCCGUGGGCCAACGCUCGUGGCGAACGCCCCUCAGCAGCAACCCCUCCCGCCGCCGAUGGGCUCAUACACCAUACCGAUAAGAUCCGUGGACAACAGCCUCGACCCGCGUCUCCAGGGUCGCACGUCAUAUGGUGCGCCCGGCCAACUGGCGCUUCCGCAGCCCGAUACCGCCAGCAACAGCAGCGAAACCCCGACUGACCCAGAAGACAUCGAAAAGAAGCUUCAGGAUCAGGAGGUCGAGAAUCUGAACUUGAGAAUGCAGGCAGUUGUGAAGGAUCGUGAGAUUCGGAAGCUCAGGGCAGAGCUCGAGCAGCUGCGUGCUCAAGCUGCUGACACUGGUGGCGCAUACUAG
Alternaria conjuncta is the source of this 1167-nucleotide messenger RNA. RefSeq lists its product as uncharacterized. The record is from RefSeq and is a predicted model, not a curated record. The transcript has 3 exons. Bases 1 to 1167 code for a protein of 388 amino acids. Lineage: Eukaryota; Fungi; Ascomycota; Dothideomycetes; Pleosporales; Pleosporaceae.